This is a messenger RNA of Epithele typhae, 879 nucleotides long. RefSeq names its product NUDIX hydrolase domain-like protein. Bases 1 to 879 code for a protein of 292 amino acids. The record is from RefSeq and is a predicted model, not a curated record. Gene Ontology annotation, molecular function: acetyl-CoA hydrolase activity; coenzyme A diphosphatase activity. Gene Ontology annotation, biological process: coenzyme A catabolic process. The transcript is spliced from 5 exons. Lineage: Eukaryota; Fungi; Basidiomycota; Agaricomycetes; Polyporales; Epitheliaceae.
AUGUCGUCCAUAUACGCCGUUCCACCUGAAGUCCUAGAAGGUCUUGUUGAGAGAAACAAGACCGCCAUUACCCGCCUCCGCGAGCACCAGCCCGAACAAGUCGAUUACUCGUCAUAUCCAAGUACGAAGUGGGCAGGAGUACUGGUACUAUUGUAUGAGAAGGCAGGAGAGCUGCGCGUGCUCCUCACCACCCGAGACAAGAGGCUCCGCGCGCACCCGGGACAAGUCGCUCUCCCAGGGGGGAAGCGGGACCCCACAGAUGCGGACUUCGUCGAGACAGCAUUCCGCGAGGCGCACGAAGAGGUCGGCCUCCCCCGACACUUCCCCCAUGCCCACACCAUCUGCACCCUCCGCCAAUUCGUCGCCUCCACCAAGCUCCUCGUCACGCCUGUAAUCGCCCUCCUCUCCGACCUCUCUGUCUUGGAAACCCUCAAGCCUUCCCCUGGAGAGGUAGACCGAAUCUUCGACCACCCUCUCGAAGCCAUGCUCGACCCCACACUUGCGGCGAAGGAGAAGCUCGCUCCGAUCGGCAGUGACGAUUGGAUAUACCCGGAGGAACUCCACAACUUCUCAGACAUCGACCUACCCUGGCUGGCUAACAGCACGUAUCGUAUGCACAGGUUCCGUUCGACGGCAUUCGCGAUCAAAGGAUUGACUGCAGAUGUCUUGAUUGCUACCGCUGAAAUAGCAUACAAUAAGCAAACCACCUUCGAGCGGUGGGCGCCGAAGCAGAUAUCGACAUUUGCCCCGAUCCUCCAUGUGUUCUUGGAGGAGCUCGCCGCGCAGGGCCAUACCGGCGGCGCAUCUACCACAACCCCGAACGCGAAAACAAUUAUGGGCGUUAAUUCCGAACAAGCGACUGCAGAAGUAGAACCAUGA